CCUAGUUUGUGCAGAGGAAGCGAAUUGGUCUUUAGGCGGGUGUUAGAGCACAGGCGUAUGGAAACUAGAAUAUAGAGAGGUGAGGAAUGGCAUACUGGCUUGGUUGAUAUUCUCCUCACUUGCUUUGCAUUACUUAGGUGGCUUUCUUGGGAUUUGAUGGCCAUUGUGGGUGGUUGUAACUUCCUCUUUCUAAGUCACCCCUCCAUAUGAGAGUCCCUCACACCACCUUCCUCCUUCCUAGACUUUCCUUGCCAGCACUCGGCUCUGCUCAGCUCUGACAGGGACUCAAGAAAGAAAGCAUGGCUGUGGAUUUGCUGCCUGCUUGGGUGACAGAGUCGCUGACGUUCGGGGACGUGGCCGUGCUCUUCAGCCGGGACGAGUGGUCGCACCUGGACGCCGCCCAGAGACGCCUGUACCGCGAGGUGAUGCUGGAGACCCACGGGCACCUGCUCUCCCUGGGGAUUUCGGCAUCAACACCUAAGCUGAUUUGCCAGUUGCGACAGGGAGAAGAACCCAGCAUGGCGGAAAGCGAAGACACCGCGGGUGCUUGUGGAGGUUGCAAGGCGGAGCCUGGGCUGGAAGCGUCUGGAACAGAGGGACCGCCUGGGGGGAGGCUGAAGAAGGAGGCCGAGCCGCCCGGGGGUGACGUCCUCCGCGUGGGAAGGACCGGGCCCGGGCGAGGGAAGCGCCCGGCCCCCCCGGAGCAGGGGGUGCCCGGAGGUGGCACCCCGAGCUCCUCCGGGGCGGGGAGGGCCUGGCCGGCCCCCCCGCACAGCGUCCCCAUCGAGAGGAUCCCCAACCUGUACUACGCCCUGGGGCGGGAUGGGCCCCCGGAGCUGGGGCUGGCGCGGUUCCUGCAGCCUCCCGCCCCGCGGGGCCGGGAGCGCGGGCCGGGCCCCGGGCCGGGCGGCGCGCACGCGUGCGGCGAGUGCGGCAAGGCGUUCGGCCACCGCUCGUCGCUGCUGGCGCACCGGCGCGUGCACACGGGCGAGAAGCCGUACCGCUGCGGCGAGUGCGGCAAGGCGUUCGGCAGCAGCUCCACGCUCAUCAAGCACCUGCGCGUGCACACGGGCGAGAAGCCGUACCGCUGCCGCGAGUGCGGCAAGGCCUUCAGCCAGUGCUCCACGCUCACGGUGCACCGGCGCAUCCACACCGGCGAGAAGCGGUACGCGUGCGCCGAGUGCGGCAAGGCCUUCAGCUGCCGCGCCAAGCUGCAGCGGCACCUGCGGACGCACAGCGGCGAGAAGCCGUACCGCUGCGCCGAGUGCGGCAAGGCCUACAGCCAGCUGCCCUCGCUGGCCGAGCACCGGCGGCUGCACACGGGCGAGCGGCUGUGCCCGUGCCCGCAGUGCGGCCGCACCUUCACCCGCAGCGCCGCGCUGGCCGAGCACCAGCGCCUCCACGCCGGCCAGAAGCCGCACCGGUGCCCCGAGUGCGGCAAGGCCUUCAACCAGCACUCGUCCUGCGCCGAGCACCGCAAGCUCCACACCGGCGAGCGGCUGUACGCGUGCGGCGAGUGCGGCAAGGCCUUCGGCUGCAAGUCCAACCUGUACCGGCACCAGCGCAUCCACACCGGCGAGAAGCCCUACCAGUGCCGGCAGUGCGGCAAGGCCUUCAGCCAGUACUCGUUCCUCACCGAGCACGAGCGCAUCCACACCGGCGAGAAGCUCUACAAGUGCCUCGAGUGCGGCAAGGCCUACAGCUACCGCUCCAACCUGUGCCGCCACAAGAAGGUGCACACCAAGGAGCGGCUCUUCCGCUGGAAGGAGUACGGCGCCCCGUUCCUGUACGGCGCGGCCCUGGGCGGCCCCGCCGGCCCCCCCGCCGCCGCGCUCCCGGGACACUGA
Molecule: messenger RNA, 1847 nt
Organism: Perognathus longimembris pacificus (Pacific pocket mouse)
Lineage: Eukaryota; Metazoa; Chordata; Mammalia; Rodentia; Heteromyidae
Gene: Znf354c
Product: zinc finger protein 354C
Exons: 4
Coding region: 300-1847 (515 amino acids)
Biological process (GO): regulation of DNA-templated transcription
Cellular component (GO): nucleus
Source: RefSeq, a predicted model, not a curated record